Molecule: messenger RNA, 891 nt
Organism: Epithele typhae
Lineage: Eukaryota; Fungi; Basidiomycota; Agaricomycetes; Polyporales; Epitheliaceae
Product: Formate/nitrite transporter
Exons: 13
Coding region: 1-891 (296 amino acids)
Biological process (GO): transmembrane transport; nitrite transport
Cellular component (GO): membrane
Molecular function (GO): high-affinity secondary active nitrite transmembrane transporter activity
Source: RefSeq, a predicted model, not a curated record
AUGGCUAGCCUCGAUCCCCCCAGUACGCUCAAGCCGGCUCAGGUCGCGGUCGGCAUGAUCGAGAGUGGCGUCAUCAAGCAUAAUACGCGGGCCGAUCUCGUGUUCUUCAAAUCGUUCGCAGCAGGAGCCAUGCUCUCGUUCGGGGGGCUGCUCUUCGAGAUCGUGAACGGCGGCUCUCCCGGGCUGACGGCAUCGAACCCGGGCCUUGUCAAGCUGCUCGCUGGCGCUGUCUUCCCCGUCGGCCUUAUCAUGAUCGUGCUUCAAGGGCAGGAGCUGCUGACGAGUAACAUGAUGAUCUUCCCCAUGGCGUGCAUCCGAGGCGCCGUGCCGUGGUGGGGGUUGCUAUUGAACUGGAUCAACGUCACAUUCGGCAACCUCUGCGGGAGCCUGUUCUUUGCUGGGGUCCUCACUAAAGCCACUGGUGUGAUUUCGACGGCACCUUACAACACCGCUGUCGUCAACUUCGCUAUUCACAAGGCGGUCGAACCUGCAUGGCACCAAAUAUUCCUGCGCGGCAUUGGGUGCAACUGGCUCGUCUCGGUAGCCGUCUGGCAAGCAGCUGGCGCUCGUGACACCGUCUCGAAGAUCGUGGCUAUUUGGAUCCCCAUUAUGAUUUUUGUGGCGUGCGGAUAUGACCACGUCGUGGCAAACAUGUUCUCCGUCCCGCUUGGUAUCAUGUUCGGCGCGGAUCUGUCAGUUGCUGAAUACAUCCGCAAGUCAUUUAUCGCCUCGUAUCUGGGCAACAUUGUGGGGGCGCUUCUCGUCGCGCUACCUGCCAUUUACUUCUACGCGCCUGACUACCGCGUGGGAGGCCUCCGGGACGCUGAAGCGGGAGAGGUCAUUAAUGCAGGUACCAGCUGCGAAGACGAUAGCAGCAAGAGGUCUCAGUGA